AUGUUUCGUACUAUGGAUAAUUCAAUUCAUUUUCAAAAAAGUGGAAUUUCAAAAUUGCUUAGUUUAAUUAAUCGCAACAAAUUUCUGGUUAAAGCAGUUUUAACUGCGAUAAUAACCGUCUUCUCAAAAAUUAGAAGAAAAAUUGAGAGCCUAGCAUAUCUUUCAACUCAUGCAAUAAUGAGAGGAUGUGUGAAUCGUUUCUUGUUGUUCGGCAUCGAUGAUGAUGUCCAAGUAGCGUUAGCCGAUCGUUCAAACUGUCGCAUGAUGGAUCGUCGCCUCCUCGACUUAAUUCCGCUUUCGCCCAGCACUGAUCUCAAAAAAUUAAAUUUGCAAUGUUCGUCAGAAACUGAGUUUUGUUUCGUUAAACCAUAUAGAUUUCACUGCCCAGAUGACGGUCGUACUUACUUUCAUUCUCUGACGAAGGAACUUCCAUCUAGUAAAGCCAGUAGCAAUGCGAAUGAAUCUAUCGGUUGUUAUAUGACAUUGUACCAAAAUCGGAGGUUGAUUGGAAGCUAUACUUUACUUUAA
Messenger RNA from Dracunculus medinensis (Guinea worm), 528 nucleotides. NCBI's taxonomy places the organism in Eukaryota, Metazoa, Nematoda, Chromadorea, Rhabditida, Dracunculidae. The record is from the annotation of a GenBank genome assembly.